GUGAAAGUGUUUCUCUCACAGACUCCAUUUUGUUUCUGCUGGAAAAAAACAAAUAAACUAACUCCAGGCAGAAACGGUGAUAUUAAUGUCACACAACAAGGACUGCUGAGUAAAAGAGUAUAAUUUAUUCCAGCAGUAGAGAUCAGCAUCUUCAGGAUUCAGCAGUGUGUCCGUGAGCUCUCUGUACAUACACUAACAUUCAAACAUGGAGAGCCCUGAUCUGGAGACAGAGAAUGAGACCCCACCCUCAGAAACUCAUGAAGUCAAGAUGAAGAGAUCAGACUCACCAGAACCCAGCUCUGUCUCCAUGAAGAGUGAUAUGUCUAUGGAUCAUCCUUGGAACUUUAAACGUGGAAUCUCCUCAUCUGUACACAGUGAUCCACAGAAGACAGGAGACAGAAUCAAAAAGAUAAUUAUUACAGAUACAAGACACGAACAAGAAUCUGCUGCUGUAAUUGAAUUCCAGAAAAAGUUCAGAUUAAAUCUGAUGAAGAAGUUUGAGUGUUUAAAUGGAGUGAUAAUAAAUCAGGAAAACCGAACACUCCUAAAUGAGAUCUACACAGAGCUCUACGUCACAGAGGGAGACAGUGGAGACGUCAAUAAAGAACAUGAGGUGAGACAGAUCGAGGUAGCAUCCAGAAGAACAACAUCAGAGGAAAGACCAAUCAAUUGCAAUGACAUCUUAAAGCCCUUAUCUGAUCAAGAGAAACCCAUCAGAACUGCGCUGACAAAGGGAGUCGCUGGCAUCGGAAAAACUGUCUCUGUGCAGAAGUUUAUUCUUGACUGGGCUGAAGGAAAAGCCAAUCAGGACGUCCCCCUCAUAUUUCCACUUCCUUUAAGAGAGCUGAAUCUGAUGAAGGACCAGAAACUGAGUCUGAUGGAAUUCCUUUAUGUCUGUUUUAAGGAAACAAAAGAAACAGAAAUCUCCAGUUUGGAAAAGGUUCUGUUCAUUUUUGAUGGAUUGGAUGAGUGUCGUUUUCCUUUGGAUUUCCAGAACACAGUAAAAGUGUGUGAUGUAACUGAAUCAGCAUUAGUGCCUGUGCUGCUGAUAAACCUGAUCAAAGGGAAUCUGCUUCCCUCUGCUCUCAUCUGGGUCACCUCCCGACCAGCAGCAGCUGAUCAAAUCCCCUCUGAGUAUGUCGAUCAAGUCACAGAGGUACGAGGGUUCAAUGACCCACAGAAGGAGGAGUACUUCAGGAAGAGGAUCAGUGAUCAGAGCCUGGCCAAUAACAUUAUCACACACCUGAAAUCAUUAAGAAGCCUCUACAUCAUGUGUCACAUCCCAGUCUUCUGCUGGAUCUCAGCCGCUGUUCUAGAGAGAAUAUUGUGUGAAGCAGAGAGUGGAGAGAUCCCCAAGACUCUGACUCAAAUGUACACACACUUCCUCAUCAUACAGAUAAACAUCAUAAGAGAAAAGUACUCAGAAAAGCAGGAGAGUAAUGAAGAAAUGAUUCUCAAACUGGGACGACUUGCUUUUCAGCAGCUGGAGAAAGGGAACCUGAUCUUCUAUGAUGAAGACCUGAGAGAGUGUGGCAUUGAUGUGAGAGAAGCAGCAGUGUACUCAGGUGUGUGUACCCAGAUCUUCAGAGAGGAGUUUGGGCUUCACCAGAGUAAAGUGUACUGCUUUGUUCAUCUAAGUAUUCAGGAACAUCUCGCAGCUUUGUAUGUGCACCUGACAUUCAUGAGGGAAAAAAGAAAUUUUCUUCAACAGUGUCAGUCCUUUAAUACAAUCUCAGAUGUCCACAUUAGUGCUGUAGAUAAGGCCUUAAACAGUGAGACUGGAUAUCUGGAUCUUUUCCUCCGCUUUCUUCUGGGUCUCUCACUGGAGUCCAACCAGAAACUCUUACAUGACUUAGUAACACAGACAGGAAGAAGCUCACAGAGCAAAAUUAAAACUGUUCAUUACAUUAAGGAGAUGAUCAGUAAAGAUCUUCCUACAGAGAAAUCCAUCAAUCUGUUCCACUGUCUGAAUGAACUGGGUGAUGAUUCUCUAGUGGAGGAAAUCCAACACUACCUGAAAUCUGGAAAACAAAGUGAACUAUCUCCUUCACAGUGGUCUGCUCUGGUGUUUGUCUUACUGACAUCAGCAGAAGAGCUGGAGGAAUUUGACCUGAAUAAAUAUUUCAGUCCAGAGAAGAUAACAGAAACUGUUUUUGUGAGGGUGAUGCCUGUGAUUGCAGCAUCCAGAAAAGCAAUUAUCACCUGUCAUAGAAUUGGAGAGAGAAGUGGUGCAGCUCUGGUCUCAGUGCUCAACUCAGAAACCUCGAAUCUGAGAGAACUGCAUCUGACUGUGAAGACACUGAAUCUGUCUGAGAAUAAACUAACAGACUUAGGAGUGAAGCAUCUCUCUGCUGUACUGGAGAAUCCUCACUGUAAAGUGAAGACACUGAGGUUGGUGUGUUGUGGUGUCUCAAAUGAAGGCUGGACUGCUCUGACUUCAGCUCUAAUAUUAAACUCCUCACACCUGAGGGAACUGGAUCUGUCCUGUAAUAAUUUAAAAGACUCAGGAGUGAAGUGUCUCUCUGCUUUACUGGAGAAUCCUGACUGUAACCUGAAGACACUGUGGUUGCGUGAGUGUGGUGUCUCAGAUGAAGGCUGUGCUGCUCUGACUUCAGCUCUGAGAUCAAACCCCUCACACCUGAGAGAACUGGAUCUGUCAUGGAAUAAUAGCCUAGGAGACUCAGGAGUGAAGUGUGUCUCUGCUGUACUGGAGAAUCCUGACUGUAAACUGGAGACACUGAAGUUGUUGCAUUGUGGUGUCUCAGAUGAAGGCUGUGCUGCUCUCGCUUCAGCUCUAAAAUCAAACCCCUCACACUUGAGAGAACUGGAUCUGAGUGGGAAUAAAAUAGGAGACUCAGGAGUGAAGUGUCUCUCUGCCCUUAAGGAUGAUAAACAUUACAAACUACAGACACUAAGGUGA
Molecule: messenger RNA, 2920 nt
Organism: Clarias gariepinus (North African catfish)
Lineage: Eukaryota; Metazoa; Chordata; Actinopteri; Siluriformes; Clariidae
Product: NACHT, LRR and PYD domains-containing protein 5-like
Exons: 9
Coding region: 206-2920 (904 amino acids)
Molecular function (GO): protein binding
Source: RefSeq, a predicted model, not a curated record